Molecule: messenger RNA, 1312 nt
Organism: Oncorhynchus mykiss (rainbow trout)
Lineage: Eukaryota; Metazoa; Chordata; Actinopteri; Salmoniformes; Salmonidae
Product: N-acetyltransferase 8-like
Cellular component (GO): mitochondrial membrane
Molecular function (GO): L-aspartate N-acetyltransferase activity
Source: RefSeq, a predicted model, not a curated record
CCGGCAACCCUUGGUCGUGCAGAAACGCUCAGGGUUGCAACAGAAACACCCGCCGCCUUUUUUCUUUGCAUAUUUAUAAACGCAUCGUAUCCCAUUUCUAUUCUUACCAAGGUUCGAGUUAUUUUUGAGGCCAGUUGCAUGCAUUGUUCGUCUCCAAAAAUGGUUUGCGAGACAAAAAUUGUUGCGGAUGAGCACGAUGCCAUACAAGGGACAAAAAAAGAUUCUAUUAUCCUUUCCUCCUCGCAAAUGUGGACUUCUUCCACACCGGCACCGAAUCCUCUCGAGGAAAAUUAUGUGAGGAAAGAUACGGUUUUGAUCCGGGAGUUUGAGCGCACGGACCAUGUGGAAGUGCGCCGCAUCUUUUAUGAGGGGAUAAUGGAGAGAAUACCCAACACCGCGUUCAGAGGCAUAUUACAGCAAAGUCAAACCCAAUUCGUAUAUGCUCUUCUGACACUGAUGUGCUUUGUUGUGACCAAAUCCCUCGCGCUGACCUGCUGCGCGCCGUUCCUUCUCAUGGGCGCGCGCUACUUCUACAGCCACAAAGUCAUCCACAGCUAUCUGGCCUGCGCGCUCCACACUGACAUGGCAGACAUCGAGGAGUAUUACAUGAAACCUACAGGCUCAUGUUUCUGGGUGGCAGUGCUGGAAGGUCAGGUGGUCGGCAUCGUGGCGGCGCAGGGCCGGGAGGAUGACAACACGGUGGAACUACGCCGCAUGUCGGUGGACUCGCGCUUCCGCGGCAAGGGCAUUGCCAAGUUGCUGGGGCGUCGUGUGCUAGAGUUCGCCAUGCAUAACAACUACGCCGCCGUCGUCCUGGGAACCACCGCCGUCAAGAUGGCUGCCCACAAGCUGUAUGAGUCGCUGGGCUUCCGGCGGACCGGCGGUAGCGAGGAUUACAUGCUGCCCGGAAUGAGCCGCUCGCCGCAAGAGAGGCUCUUCUUCCAGAUCCGUUACCAACGCUACCGUCUGCAGCUCCGUGAGGAGUGAGGGAUGAGAGAGAGGGAGAGAGGGAUGGAGAGAGAAAGGGGGAGAGAGCAACGACACCACCUCCUCGAGGCAGAGCCCCUCGCCCAACGAGCCUCGACCAAGUCCUUCUCCUCUGACAACUUUAUUUAUUUUAUAUUAUUAGAGUUUCUUCUUCUUACUACUACUGUUUCUAUUCAUUCAUCUAAAGUCACUAACUUUUUAUUGGUUUUAGUUUAUUUUUUAUUUAUUUUUUAAAUUUUGAAUUUAGUGCCCCCCCCCCGAGUACAUUUAUUGAUUUUUUUUUUACCCUGUCCUGUUGUAAAAAAUAAAAAAAAUCCCUAACAUA